AUGACUUGUGCAGCACGAUUUGACUGUGAUAGAUGUGGAAAAUGUUAUCGCUACAAACAAGGCCUUGCUUCUCAUAAACGAUAUGAGUGUGGGAAAGAACCUCAGUUCAUGUGCCCUCAUUGUGAUUACCGUGCCAAACAAAAGCAGAAUUUGAAGACUCAUAUAAUUAUAAAACACUGCAUUCCUAAGGAGUCAUGAUUUUUCAAUAUUGCUGAAUAAAUAAUGAAAUAGUCUGAUCAAAAAUAAUAUUUUUUAUUUUAUCAUUUAAUUUUAGCAUGUUUCUUAAUGUAAACUCAUUGAUCCUUGUAUAUUGAAAUUCUAUUGUUGAGUAUUCGUUACUAUUUGCUGCUUCAUUGGAUGGCUCUGAAUCAAUAAUUAGACAGUAUUUAAAUAAAUAAAUUCAUUUUUUAUAAACAAAAUCUUCUUGUACUUCACUUUAAUGAUAAUGUAUUGUUUCCCUUCUUAAUCCUGGUAUAAUAGUCUAUCUCCUUUGGCAGGGGUCUCCAAACUACUACCCGGAAAAGUUUCUUUAAUUUUGUAGUUAAAUUUUAAAAAAUAUGAAAUUUAAUAAAUAACUCAAACAUAAGGUUCCUACAACAUUUAUGUAUUAGUUCUUUUUUUUUCAAAACCUCAUUUCACAGCUGAAGUAUCAUUUAUAAAACAAAUCUUUUUUUUAGCACAAUCCAUGGCCUGCGGUAAUUGGUAAAAGUCUCAAUGUGGCCAAUGGGCCAAAAAGUUUGAGACCCCUGUCCUAUAGUAAUUGAUUAACUUUUUUAUGUGCAUAGGAGGCAUUUAUGUUUGUGCUUUUGUCUGUUUUUAGGGAUGUUUUUAUUUAAGAAAGGAUUAAAAUAAUUCAUUAUAUAAAGUGAACUGAUGUUUUUCCUCAUUAAAAUCCUGAAUUUCUACUCACUACAAUAAAAUGACCACCUCAUUAUUACCAGACUACUGAACCACUGUCAGAAAUGGAAGAUUGUGUGUAUAGGAGAUGGGCACAAAAUUUAACACAAGAUAAUUGAUCGUCAAUCAAAUAAUUUCAUUAAUUUUAUUAAUACUGAGUGUCUUGUAAAUGUAUGUGUGUAGACAGAUAGAUGGAUAGAUAAAUUGAAAUUUUAUCCGUUAGGCAGCUUAAUAAGCAUUCAUUUUAUUAUAACUAUUUUUUUUUAUUCUACUUAAAGGAAUUAUUUAACUGAUUUAACGGGGUAAAUGACUUAGAAGUUUAUCAGUUUCGAAUAACAGGAAACAUAUCUCAUUUGCCAGUUCAGUGAACAGCAUCUUUUCAUUUAAUUUUAUUAAAUUCAGAAUAUUUGUUAUCUUCAGAGAUCAAGUUUUAAAACAAAUUUUGUUUUUAAUGUUUCAUUUAUCUUUAAUCUAAAGAUAUUUUCCUUUGUGUUUUGGGCCUAAAUACAAUAUCAAUCAUCCAAUAUACACAAUAGUGAAAGUUAUGUCUACCUCACUUCAUCCCUUAACUAUCUUGAUCCAAGCCGUGAUAUUCAUCAUUCAUUUAGUGAUGAGAAUGCGAUGUUCGUCUUCUUUCUUUGUGUUAAAAAACUUUCUUCUGCUAACAUAAUCAAUAUUGCUUUUACAUUUCGAGGCCACAGUUUUCAUACCAUUAAAAAUGAAUUUCAGAAGGUUUAACAAAUUUUAAAACAAAAAUCAAAAACUGAGAAGAUUAUGAAAAUAUACACAGAGAGGGUGGAGUUGUUAAAAGAAGUGCCAAGAUUUAGAAGUAUUUCUCAUUAGGGAAUUUACUGUGUUUUAUAAUAAUCAAAUCAGUGUUCCAUCAACAGCAAUUUGUUUUUCUCGAAAGGAAUCAAAUCCGAAUAUUGUGAUCAAAAAGGUAUUCAUCCAGAUUACAAAACUGGAAUUAGAAAUAAGCUCUUCCAUUGAGUCCUGCUGACAAAUUGGAAAAGAAAUAGAAUAAUAAAAAUUAUGAUGAUUUUAAAAAAUUAAUAUUCCCUCUAAGAUUGCAUAUGAGACACACUCUCACACUCACUUAUAUUUAUCAAUGUUUCAUUUCACUUUCUCACUAUCAAAGCUAGACAAACUUUGUUUUCAUGUAGGUAUUGGACAAUUUUUCCAAGAGGUAACAUUCCAAGUUCUAACCAGAGUAAAUGAGUCAAGAUUCUUUUUGUGCGUCUGCCAUGAAUUAAAUUUCUACCUGUCUAGGCCUGAUUCGAAUCUGCACCACUAGACUUAAACACUUGAGUGAGUUUGUACCGUGAUGUCUCGGUCCCACAUUAAUUUUAUAAAAUUCCAUCCUCUACUUAUGUCUGCACGUUGGCAAAUAUGUUUUUCUGGACACACCUACAUUUCCAAAACGGUUUGUCUGAUUUGGCCUAAAGUUAGAUGACAUGGUGGCCAAGCAUUGGAUUGGGAAACUUAAAAUGUUCAGUCCUUGAUUUUGAAGAUAGUGGGUUCAAUUCCAAGCAGGGUCAGUUAAUAUUUAUUUCUGAGCAGUCUAGUAUCAAUUUUAUCAAAUUCUUUCCCCUACUUUUAUUUCAUCAUACUCAAAUAUAUUUUCCUUGACAUGCUUAUGUUUUAAAAAUGAUUUGUUAUAUGAAUUUUAUUCCGAAACGAUUUUAUUUUAUUAAUGUUUUCAAUCUCAAAAAAUCAUUGUCCUUAAAAUAUUAGUAAUUAUCCAUCCAAUAGAAAUGGUGUAGAAGUUAAACUGACUUUAACUGGCAG
Molecule: messenger RNA, 2685 nt
Organism: Nezara viridula (southern green stink bug)
Lineage: Eukaryota; Metazoa; Arthropoda; Insecta; Hemiptera; Pentatomidae
Source: the annotation of a GenBank genome assembly